ACGCCUUUUGAGAUGCGCCGCGCAUGCGCGAAGAACCUCCUGCCAUCCAAAAACGCCUAUGUGGCCACAUUAAAUAUUUAGUUACAGCUUUACUGAAGAACAGCUGCGAUGAACUUGUUGGUUUUGGCUUUCUUUGGGGUCUGCAGGUUCGCUUUAGCAGACGAGGACGAGAGACUGCCAAAUAAAUGCGAAGUGUGUAAGUUCCUGACCGUGGAGCUGCAGGCGGCGCUGGAGAAAAGCGGCCGGUCCAAGGAGGUGCUGGAGCUGGGAGAGGUGCUGGACACCGGCAAGCGCAGGCGCAAGAUCAAAUACAACACCUCGGAGACACGGCUGACUGAGGCGGUGGAUAACAUAUGUGAACGCAUCCUGCAGUAUAACGUCCAUGCAGAGCGGCCCGGCAGCCUCCGAUACGCCAAGGGUGCCAGUCAGACGAUGACCACUCUGAAGAACCUGGUUGACAAAGGCGUUAAGGUGGAGCUGGGCCUGCCAUUCGAGCUGUGGGACGAGCCCUCUGUAGAGGUGUCGGACAUGAAGAAACAGUGUGAGACGAUGCUGGAGCAGUACGAGGAGGUGGUGGAGGACUGGUACUUCCAUCAUCAGGACCAGAGGCUGGAGGACUUCCUCUGUGAGCGCCACGUCCUCAAGACAUCAGAGAAAGAGUGUCUAAACGAGGUAUGGAAAGGGGACAUGGGGACUAAGGGAGCGGCCGAGGAUGAGAAGGCACCAAGUGAUGACGCUGAAGAGGGGAAGACGCAUGACGCCGGGGAGCUAUGAACAUUUCCACAGCCGAAACGCUGUCCACAAGGAAACACCUCUGUUUUAGUAUUUAGCUGGGUUGUCAGCAAACCAAUGAGAAAUGAGGAUGAGAGUUGAAAUUGUGUGCUGUGACAUAUUUUCAACUGUAUUCCUGGAACCAAAUCACAGCUCUUGAUUCAACGGAGAUUACAUAGAUUACACUAAGAACACUGUUUUGCAAUAGGAAAGUUAAAAUGAACUUUUUCAGUGACUUUCAACACUAUCCCUGGUGCCAAAUUGAAGCAGAGACCUUCGGGAGAGAUUACAUUGAGUUGUAAUGGCGCAAAGUGAUGCUUCUACAGAAUUUAACUCUAACUUUGCUCUGAUAUUUUUCUAUGAUAGAUGCCAGCCUUAUAUAAACUGGCACAUCUGUUUAUGCACUCCUGAUGCUGAACAAGUUGAUUCAUGUCUGAUGCCUUCCAUUGAAACUGAAUCAGCACAAAGUAGCUACAACAAGUGGAGGCGUGGCGGUCAUGGAGCGCACAAGAAAAUGACUUACCUCUCCAGUGUUACCUUAUUUGUGGAUGCUGUUACUUUUAUAGACACUCAUAAUGGUAUGGUAUAAAUAUCCAGUAUUUUCAGUAUGUCAUUUAUCGAUAUUUUCAUGUGAACCUGCAAUCCUGAAAUGCAUUAUGUACAGUUUUUCAUAUUGAAUUAAAUGCUUUUAUUUAAACCUGUAGGUUAUU
This is a messenger RNA of Myripristis murdjan (pinecone soldierfish), 1481 nucleotides long. It is a transcript of the gene cnpy4, whose product is annotated as canopy FGF signaling regulator 4. The transcript is spliced from 6 exons. NCBI's taxonomy places the organism in Eukaryota, Metazoa, Chordata, Actinopteri, Holocentriformes, Holocentridae. The record is from RefSeq and is a predicted model, not a curated record. Bases 109 to 774 code for a protein of 221 amino acids.